Messenger RNA from Pelmatolapia mariae (spotted tilapia), 4916 nucleotides. RefSeq names its product lysine-specific demethylase RSBN1L-like. Gene Ontology annotation, cellular component: nucleus. Lineage: Eukaryota; Metazoa; Chordata; Actinopteri; Cichliformes; Cichlidae. The transcript is spliced from 8 exons. The record is from RefSeq and is a predicted model, not a curated record. The coding region runs from base 24 to 3554 and encodes 1176 amino acids.
CGUAAAAAAUAGAAACUUCCAAGAUGGCCGAGUCCGGGGACUCCAUGCAUUUCGCAGCAAACAGCAAAACAAAUUCCCCUAAACCCCUGAUAGCUAAGCGACCGCCGGAGAGUCGUCCGCAGUCUUCCAGCGACAUUUUCCCACCGCCCCCAAAGAAGGUCCGGGUGGAGGAGAAGGGCCUGAAGCACAGGAAACUGAACGGAGAGGUGUGCGCAGGGGAAAAACACAACGGGAAGCAGAGUUGUGGGAGCCCAGCGAAAUGGAGUUUCGGCCCGGCCAAGGCGAGCCACUCCACCGCCGCCGCAGUGCCCGCCACCCCUGUCCGGAAAAUAUUCAAAAUCAGCAACUUCCUCGCGUCGCCCCACAAAGUAAAAAAGGCGAAAGAGAAGCGACACAAGGAGAAGAGCAGCGAAGCGCAGCAGAGCCCGGGCGCUGCUGUGGAGAGAGUGAGCCCAGCUAGCUGCCAUACAAAGCCCGAGAACGGCGACGUGAAAAUGCUACAGAGAGAUCACCAGGUGAAGGAGAAAGACAGGGAGAAGAAGAAGGAAAAGAAUAAAGAGUGGAAAAAUCACAAACUGCCACCUGUCCACGAGAUUGCCAGAGAAAACGGAGAAGUGGUUUCUCCGCAGAAAGAGUCUAAGGAGAAGCCCAAGGCUGGUUCGGAGGAAGACCUCCUUCUGAAGAAGCUCAAGAAGAAGAAGAAAAAGAAGCACAAAGAUGGCGAGCGGACGAAGGAGAGGCAAGGCAGACCCAAAAUGUACCACCGCUCGUGCCAGACUGUGUGUUCAGGGGUGUCCCUGGGUCUGCCAGAGUUGCUCAAUCGGAUUAACGUGAACAGUGACAGCAGCAGUCUCAACCACAGUGCCGCACAACACCACCAGGAUGCUGCUGUUUCUGCGGCUACCUCCACCUCCAUCUCCUCCAUGGUCAGAGAGAGGCUCAGCUACAGCUCCCCGCUGCACUGCAGCCCGGCCCCGGGCACGGCUGGCCUGGAGUUCAGACGUCUGAUUCACAUCGAGCAGCAAGCCAACGGAGGUGCGUCUGUGGUGCACGCCUACAACGAGGAGCUGGCCUGCCUUUCUCCGGCAGAGAUGCAGCGCUUCGCCGAUGAAUUUGUGACCCUGUCGUUCAGCGAGGACAAGGCCCAGGCAGCGUGUUUCGUGAUGGGAAUCAUCCACGGAGCGGCGUCCUACCUCCCAGACUUCCUGGACUACUUCUCCUACAAGUUCCCCAACGCACCAGUGAAAAUGGAGGUGCUUGGGAAGAAGGACAUAGAGACGACCACCAUGGUCAACUUCCAUUCUCAGGUGAAGCGGACAUAUUCCCAGGGAACGUACCGAGCUGGGGCCAUGCGGCAGGUCAGUCUGGUCGGAGCUGUGGAUGAAGAGGUCGGAGACUACUUUCCCGAGUUCAUCACCAUGUUAGAGAAGUCUCCUUUCCUGGAGCGGACCCUGCCCUGGGGAACUUUCUCCAGUCUGCGACUGCAAAGCCCCACAGAGAGUGACGACGGCCCCAUCAUGUGGGUCAGACCUGGAGAACAGAUGAUACCUAUGGCAGACAUGCCAAAAUCACCUUUCAAAAGGAAAAGGUCCACCAAUGAGAUAAAGAACCUGCAGUACCUUCCUAGAACCAGUGAGCCCAGAGAGAUGCUGUUUGAGGACCGGACGAGAGCUCACGCUGACCACAUCGGUCAGGGCUUUGAGAGGCAAACUACUGCAGCUGUCGGUGUGCUGAAGGCUGUGCGCUGUGGAGAGGACAGCGACACUCCUGCGCGGAUCACCAAAGACGUUGUGUGUUUCCACGCAGGAGAUUUUCCAGAUGUGGUUAUGAGGCUGCAGCUGGAUCUCCACGAACCCCCGCUCUCUCAGUGUGUGCAGUGGAUCGAUGACGCCAAGCUGAACCAGCUCAGGAGGGAGGGGAUCCGAUACGCCCGUAUCCAACUCUACCACAAUGACAUCUACUUCAUCCCCAGAGGAGUUGUCCACCAAUUCAAGACGGUGUCUGCUGUCUGUAGUCUGGCCUGGCAUAUCCGACUUAAACAGUAUCACCAACAUGAAGAGAAGGAGGAGGACGAGGAGGAGGUUAAGGAAGAGGAGACAUGUUCACCAAGAGAAGUAACAUGUUAUAUUAAAGAAGAGGAGGAAGAGGAGGAGGUAGAAGCGACUGAGUGUGACCUUGCUGUAAAGGCAGUGACGAAGCUGGAGGAUGAGGAGGACACGGGGAAAUGGGAGGGGCCACCCCCAGACACUCCAACACAGAUUUUCAACGAGGAAGAGCGAGAGAACAGAGCUGACGUGAAGGAGUUGUCAGCGGCACUGUCACUACCUUUAGUCAAGAAAGAAAGAGAUGAAUCUGCACUCAGUCCCACACUAAUGGAACCUCAAGCUGAGGAAGAUGUAAAAGAGGAAGGCAAAGGAGCUGCAGACACCUGUCAGACACUGCAGAUGGACCACGAGGAGGGCAACAGAGCAGAUAGUGCCCCUUCAAAGCCAUCACAGCAGAUUAGGAAGGAAAGUGAUGUGGAAGAAGAGAGGCAGCACAAAACAUUAGGACAGGGCCUGAAAGAGAAAAGUAAAGAGAGUAUACUGAGCACUUAUAACGCACCCCAAAUCAGAAAGGACAAAGAUAAAGGCAGAAGAGAGAAGGAUGAAAAGGAGAGGGUGAAAGAGAAGGAGAGGAAGGAAAAGGACAGGAGUAAAGAGAAGGAAAAGGAUAAAAAAGACAGGGGGAAAGACAGAGAGCGAGAGAAGGACCGGGUGAGAGAGCAAGAGAAAGUUAAGACUGAGGGAGGACGAGAGGGUUGCACAACGACGCAGAUACUGCCGCAGAUGAAGAAAAAAGAGGAAGAGGAACGGACGAGAGAGGGCGGUAAAACCGCCCCAACCAACCCGUCAGCUCAGAGAGACGAGAAGUGGGCCAAGGAGUGGGACUCAAAAACGCAACCCCAUGUCAAGAGAGAGAAGGAGCAUGACAAGGACCGGGGAAGCACGCCCGCUGCGGCUCACCCACGGCCAGACAGAGAGGAGGCUCGAGACUCCUGCACGCAUAAACACAAGUCUUCCCAUGGGAAGAAGGAGAAGAGUGGCCACAGGGAGGGCAAAGACAGCAUUGCGCUGGGAAAAUCGGGGAGAGAAGACGGAAAAACUCACAAACCUGCGAACGUUCAGGUUAAGAAAGAAGUAAAGAAGGACAGAGAUGUCAGUAGCAAAGAAGAGAAGAAGAAACCUGCUUCUGGUCCUGCCCAACUAGAACACAAACAACCACGGACACUCGUCACCUUUGACCUUUUUAAACCCAUGGAGGCCCAUCAAACUUUGGCUCUUUCCUUCACGGAAAGUAGACCCAAGAGCCACCAUCACAGUGACUCUCGAGGCUCCUCGUCUAAGCCUGCAUCUGACAGUCGGACAGUUGCGCCCUGUAAAGGACCAAAAGUAAAGGACUCGGUGCCGGGCAAGCCCGGGUCAGCGCUACAGGAUACAGCGCCACAGCAGCACUUAUUAAAACAGCCCCUGAAAACACACACCCCCCAAACACAGAAAGACUUCUUAAUAUGAAUGUCUAGAUGUCUAGUCUGCUUUUCUUUUCCUUUUUUCUUUUUUUUUUUUUUACUGUACAAUUUGCGCCAAGACUUUGGUAAAAUAUUUCAAAGUGCAUCCUUACUUCAGAUACCACAAAAGUGAGCGAAAGCUGCUUUGACACUGCCAGACCUCCUGUGACGCAGUGAAACGAGGGUGCGCUCUGCAGGUAUUUUAACAAGGUCUAAGAAUGUAAGCUAAGUAGCUCACUUCACGUUUGUUAGCAGAUGUACGUAGGCUUUAUAUGAAAUGUUAUGUGACCCCGUGUGUCAGUGCCUGUGCACUACUUAGCUUCGCUCUUAAAGCACCUAUUUUAGGUACUGGUCUAGCCAGUCUGAAAACAACCAUCCGUACUCCCCUGCUGUAAGAACGACCUUUGUUCAGUGUUUGAGACAUCAAGGAGAUCCCUGUGAUCUCUCUCAAAUCAUCUGUUUAUCGUUGCCCAUGCCGAUUUGGAGGUUUGUUAUUUUUAAACCUUCAUAUCAGAGCAAGUAGUUGUUUUCAGACUGGACUGUUGGACUCACACAGGGCUGUAAAUGAUACUGUAUGUACCAAAACUGUACAGUAUAGAUGUUAUUAGCACCAAUGUGAGAAAAUGUAUACAGAAAUUGCAUAUAUUUUUUGUAAGACAGGUUUUAUUUUCCAUAGAACUUAUUUAUAUCAUUUACUGUCUGUUUUUAUUUGAAACCGAUGUAUGUGAAAAUUCUGUUGUAAAUACAUUUUAUUUCCUAAGAAUUGGUAGUGUGAUUUAUACUCUGAUCAGAACCUCUCAAUAAAUGGUUCAAAAUGUUGACUUGGUCAACGUUAAAAGUCUCGCCUGUGUUUUGUAUCAAUGAGGUCAGUCAUUUGCCUUUCUGGCUGCUGGGUCAAGCAUGCAAAGCAACAGUCAGGGCACAAGGCAGGUAAAGAAGAGCGUGGAGGCAGGGGUGGAGCAGAAGGAUAUUAAGAUAGUAGUUAGACCUGUUAUAAUGGUUUGGAUAUGGUUUUGCUACAUAAAGUCAAGAGAAGAGGUGAAGAUGCUUGUGUUUUCACUGGGAGUGACCAGGACAGGAUUACAAAUGAGUAGUUUGUGUGAGAGGGCAGGAUGAUAGGUAUAGGGUGAGAUGGAGGCAGAUGAUCCACUGUAGGGACCCCUAAAGGAAGGGGCAAAAAGAAACCUCAGAUUAUGGCAGGAUGUAUUCUAAAUAUGCUGUGAGUGUGAACUCUAAGCCCCUCCCAUCAGAGAAAAACAGUAAAAAUAAGUCACUGCUUACUUUUGGCUCCAUGUUGAGCAAAACUUGACUGGAUCCUAGAAGAGGUGGCACUAUGGUGUUGUAGUCCAGGAGGAAUCCCAAAUGCGGA